AAAGGUGAAACAGUAAAAUGAUACCAACUGCAAUGAAUUUCAUGUAAUGGGUCACUUGUAUAUUUAUCUACACAUUCUCAGCAGGACACAUUCAUGAAGGACGAAGCAGUAGAAUUCUCCACAAAACUAAUACGUGAGAAACACUCAUUGAAACUGCGCACAGAAUGGGCUCCAAUACAACUCUUCUGCACUCCAACUCCCAAAUCUUAACUACAGUGGACAUUUGCUUCUACACCAUCAUCGUUCUUCUUGGCACCACAGGAAACUCUUUGGUCAUCUGGGUGGCUAGCUUCCGUAUGAAGCCCAGUGUCAACAAUGUAUGGUUGGUCAACCUCGCUGUGGCUGACCUGAUCUUCUGCAUGACACGAAUCAUGUCACUCACCAAAAUAAUCUUCUUUGACCACUGGCCUUUUGGAGUGUUUCUCUGCAAGUUCAAUGGCUUCUUUAAGUAUGCCAACAUGUUCUGCAGUGUCUUUCUUCUGGGUGUCAUCAGUGUGGAUCGAAUGCUCUGUGUGUGGCAACCAGUUUUCACCAAGGAAAGACGGACAUUACGUGCUGCCCGUCUGGUCAGUUUUGGGGUUUGGAUUGUGGCGUUCAUCCUCAGUUCACCAUACUUUAUGUACCGACAAGUUUUUCCUGGCAAGAACAACUUGAGCCACUGCUCGCUGAAGGUGGAUGGAGCUGCAGAGGUUUUCAAUUCACCAAAGUACAUCUACUACUGCACACGCUUUAUAUUUGGAUUCCUAUUGCCCUUCCUGGUCAUUCUUUGCUGCUACAUACUGGCUGCUAUUGGGAUACGAAGAACACAGUUCUCUGGCAAAUCAAGGCCUCUUCGGAUCCUUGCCUUGUUGGUCUGUGCAUUUUUCCUGUGCUGGGCUCCCUACCAUUGCCUUGGUCUCGUCAAGUUGUUGAAUAAGGACAGCCAGGCAGUUAAAAUGGGCUAUAAUAUGGCAUCAGUAUUAGCCUAUUUCAACAGCUGUGUGAAUCCAGUGCUGUAUUUUUGCAUGGGACUGGAUAAGAGGUGUCGCUGCAACCAAAGCCUGUCAGGGAUUUGUCAAAGAGCACUAAUAGAGGCAGGCCAGUCCCAGGAAGGCACUGCGGAAGAAAGUUCUAGUUCCAUUCCAAAGAAUACAGGCACAGUUCAUAGUGCAUCUGACUAAAUGACUAAAGUUUAGUAGAGGUUUGAGUGAAUGUACUAUAAGUUGUCAUGUGUUCUUGUCAGUUACAUCAGCUUACUCUGCAUAUCAUUAUCUGAUGCUGCUAUAAUUUCCUUCAGAGUUUUCAGAAGAGAUUGUCAUGAAAUGUCUCUUAUCGACUAUCAUGUCCUGUAGUGUGCUGUUUCAAAUUAUAAAACAAUUUGAACUAUUUUUUUUUAUACAUUGGUGGGAAAAACAGUCACUGUCAGUAUUGUCCCUCCAAAAUUGCCAAUGAGGGUGAACUAGAGAGUGAGUAAAUAUUGCCUUUAUACAGUAAAUACUUUUUAAAACAAAUCUAAUUUUUCAAAUGAGCACACACUUAUUAAUAUUGAAUAAAUGACUCACAUAUAUGAGAAUGCCCUAGAUAUUAAGCUGAUGUCUUGCUUAUAUUGUCUUGUUUUGGAUGGAUGAGUUAAAUCAGUGGAUAUUCACUUCUCUAAUAAAUAAACAACAUUAAAAAGUGUAUUCCAUGUCAUUAACAGUAAAUAUUGUUUAUUGUUAGACAUGUUGCAUUGGCAUGUUAAUGCAUCUAUAAUAUAAAUAAUCUUUAAUUUAAUGUGUAAGUUUUACCAUGACUGCAUCAAAAUACGGUAUAAUACCAAGAUUUUAUUUUAUAUAUUUUGUAUAUAUUUUGAUAUAUUUUUGAUUAUAUAUAUAUUUUUUUUUUAAUAUAUAUAUUGAGUAAAGGUAGUAGCUUUAAACUAUUUUGCAAUGUAUUGUGCUUGUGAGCCUAAAGUCUAAAGAGGAAAUGAAUUGCAUUUUUAGCACAGAAUAGAAGUCACGUAUUUUGCACUUGCAUUUUUAGGUCACUGGAUAAACACACACACACACACACACCAUAUUUUUCCAUUGUUUUCUUAACAUAAUUAUGCAACAGUGAUACCACAAGUGAUAAUGACCUCACAAUGAAAAAAAUAAACUAACAGUUCCAGUCUAGCUGUGUAGGGUCCACCUAUUGGUCCAAUGGCGGCAUCCAAUUGCGUGGCUGAAGGUCUCCUGCGUGUUCUGUCUUAU
This is a messenger RNA of Xyrauchen texanus (razorback sucker), 2210 nucleotides long. Its product is annotated as C3a anaphylatoxin chemotactic receptor-like. Gene Ontology annotation, biological process: phospholipase C-activating G protein-coupled receptor signaling pathway; inflammatory response; positive regulation of cytosolic calcium ion concentration. Gene Ontology annotation, cellular component: plasma membrane. The coding region runs from base 165 to 1160 and encodes 331 amino acids. Lineage: Eukaryota; Metazoa; Chordata; Actinopteri; Cypriniformes; Catostomidae. The record is from RefSeq and is a predicted model, not a curated record. Gene Ontology annotation, molecular function: complement receptor activity; G protein-coupled receptor activity. The transcript is spliced from 3 exons.